UUUUCAGUACCGAUCUGGUUUCAGUCAUGUUAGCAUGGAGCGGCGUUACCAUCUUCACAACAGCCCCUACCUCGCCAACAACCCUUAUCUGAACAGUUUCGGAAGCAGAUAUGCGACGAAACCACAAGGCGUUCAACUAUGGGGAUCGCACCAGCCGAGGGAGCAACACAUCUCUUGCACCCUUCCAACAAUCCUUGUGCUCGUCCUCGUCAUCCUCGGCGUCCUCGCUAUCGCAGGACUCGCCAUAUACAUGGCGGCGCUUCGUUUAGAGCCUGUUCAAUCAUACUUAGUUUUUGAUGGAAGUAUGAGGGUAUUGGGAGAUAGGUAUAAUAAUAAUUUAGCAAAUAAAACAAGCAGUUUCUAUGCAGAAAAAUCCAAGAAAUACCAAACUCUGCUUGAAGCUGUAUACGCAGCAAGCCUUUUAGGCGCUUCUGUACAGGAAAUAAUUGUUAACAGUUUUGCCAACGGAAGUCUCAUUAUUUUCUUUAGAGUUAUACUCAAUAGAAAGUUUAUUCCCAAGCCAGUAAGUAGUAUUGAAGAUACUUUAAAAACUGUGAUAUUACAAGAAGCUUCAUCGCCUUUAAGUGUUUUAAAUGAACUUAAAAUUGAUCCUAAAGAAUUAAUAAUUAAAAGAGUUCUCGACCAACCAAAGCCUUUUGUGAUGAAUGAAGACUUCAGCUUGAACCGGCCCUUAGCGAAAAAAAUUCUCGAGAAAAGCUCUGCCCCAGAAUUAAAAAUAAGUCGUGCUCCAGUUACAACUGAAACAAACUGGCCAACAGUGACUGGAGAUGCGAAUGUCAAGACACUCCCUAGUCAUAUGAUUCAAGGUACAUACACUGUAACAAGCAACGAGCCCAAAUUAAAGAAGAAAGAUGAUAUGUCUGUUGUAACUCCUUCAUUGACUCUCACGACGAAAAAAUUGAGAUCGACUACUGAAACCCCUGACAUUCGUUUUGGUAUGCGCCACAGCCCGGCUUUGAAACAAUAUCUACAGCACAGCAGUGAAAAAGAAUCAACAACAAAACCAACAACCGUAAGACCAACUACCUCCAAACCGACGACAAAAAUUAUUAAAGAAGCUGUAAAGCCCAGUACACAUUUCUCUGAUGAACCAUGGAUGCCUAUGAUGCCGAAUGAAGAAAAAAGAAACUUUCGUGAGACAGUGGAUUUCGACUAUGGCGUCGGAGAGGCUGAAGUAAUAGAAACAGCAGACCCCUCAAGUAAACAUCCUUCAAUACCACGGAUGAAGAACAAGCCACAUUCAAUACCCGCUAUAAUAGAAGAAGUUCAAAUCUCAAAAUCUCCAACCGAAGAGCCCAAAACAACCCCUCGUAUUGAAAAAGUCAAUAAACCUAAAAUAGUUUUCAGAUCCGAUUUGAUGUCUGAACAGAAAUCCAUGCCAGAACUUUCAAUACUACAACAAUUCCAUGAUCUCGAUACUCUUUUAAGGAAUUAUAAUACCAAGAAACCAACGACGGUGAAACCGCCAGAUGUGAAAACACCAGAAAUUGAUAAAUUAUCACCAUCGCAACCAUCAGUUGUCACCCUUCUUCCGGUCAGGUCUAAUGUUGGUGUAGGAGGACCGUUAAGACCACGGCCCAAAUUAACCACCACGCCAACAAUGAAAGUGCUAACAACUCCAGAAAGUACAGAUACAAAGGCUGAGCUUUCAAUUUCUAAUCCUCUACAUUCAACAACAAGAGAAACAAUGCCGACAAAUAAACAACCUUCAGAGAAAAUAUUUAUUGAUCAAAAUUCGGACUUGGUAGCCAUACCCUUACAAAAAUACUUUGCAACAACUAAACCAAUUCUGCACACAACAAAUCAUACAACCCAUGAAAAUAUUACAUCUCACAAACCAAAACCAACAAGCAAGUCCAUGUCAUAUGUAACUGAAAAUUUGAAAGAAAUUGCUAUAGUAACAACUAACGAUGAUGAUAUAGCAUCAAAGAGAGAGAUAAGGCAAAGUUCUAAACAGGGUCAUAACAGGAAAGCAAAAAUGCCAGCAUUUUUUCGACCAAAUAGAGAAAAUCUAGAAAAUGAAAUGAAACUGGAUAUUGAAGAAAUUUUCCAAAAUUUAACAACCACUUCAAGAUCGGUUAGCGACAAAAACAAUUCAAAAGAAGCCAGCUUUCAGAAAAUAGAUUUCACCAUGCCGAAUUCUUCCUUCAACAAUCCUUUCAACUUGAACAAAACGCAGUUUCUUUUGAAUAAACUGGCUAAACUGCAGAUUGCGAGCAACGAGAGCCGAAACAACACAAAGUAUAAUAGGGACAAAGUUUCAAACAAAGCUGUCGCAACGAGUCAUGCUGGAAAUGUUCCAUUCCGUCUUUUAACGAAGGUUUUCAACAAGUCACAAACAAUGCCAAAGCCUGAUACAAGCACUUCUGAAAAGACACUGUUUGAAUCGACAGGCUGCAUCCAAAACAACACUUUUCUAUGUGGGUCUGGUGAAUGUCUUCCAAACCAUUUGAAAUGCAAUAAGCUCAUGGACUGCAGGGACGGUUCUGAUGAAAAAAAUUGCACCUGUGCAGAUUUUUUAAGAAAUCAGUAUCACACGAGAAAAAUAUGCGAUGGAAUUUAUGACUGUUGGGAUUAUUCUGACGAGCAAGGAUGUGACUGGUGCUCCCCCGGUCAACAUAUGUGUGCUAAUUCAAGAAUGUGCAUUGACCCAAGCCAAGUGUGUGACGGUUUUCCUCAAUGCCCUUAUGGUGAUGACGAGAAAAACUGCAUCACCGUCGCCCAGUCACUUGAGACUGCCAAUAACAAGGACUACUACCCGAAUGGCUACCUGAUGGUCAAAAAGGAGGGCGAAUGGGGUAAAAUGUGCCUACAAAAUUUUGACAAUGUGAUAUCCAAGUCGAAAACGGACUGGAGCCUCCAAGAUCUGGGACAGUCCGUUUGCAAGACACUUUCCUAUAAAAAUUUCGAUGGGAUUACAAGGCAGAAAGAUGUCACACCGAGGAAUAUGGCCAAAGCACCCGUAUAUUACGAGCUGGCUUUAUCCAACGACAGAAAUGACUCUUACAACAGCAAAAGAUCAGCAAGUUUUUUUAGAGAGAAAUUCGCUUUUCAAAAAACCACUUGUAUUGAAAAAGAAGUGGCCCAGGUUGCUUGCAGUAAUCUAGAAUGUGGAAUUAGACCGGAAGCAAACAUCCCUUGGACAAAUGAAAGAAGGUCAAGAAUCGUCGGAGGAGGAAACGCUGGUCCUGGAUCAUGGCCAUGGCAAGCCGCUCUUUACAAAGAGGGCGAAUUUCAAUGCGGGGCAACCCUAAUAUCUGAAACUUGGUUACUUUCUGCAGGGCACUGUUUUUACAAUGCUCAAAAUGAUUACUGGGUAGCAAGGAUGGGAGCAUUGAGAAGAGAGACACCUCCCGCUCCUUACGAGCAGCUCAGGCCAAUAACAAAAGUCGUACUCCAUCCGGAGUACGAAGACCAAGGGUUUAUCAACGACAUAUCGCUACUUCGUAUGAAUGAGCCUAUUGUAUUAACAAGUUUUGUCCGGCCUAUUUGCCUUCCUGAAGAAAACAAAGAACCUCGAGAUGGUGCUAUGUGCACUGUCGUAGGCUGGGGCCAGCUCUAUGAAAUCGGAAGGGUUUUUCCGGACACCCUUCAAGAGGUUCAACUCCCAGUUAUUUCAACAGCGGAAUGUAGGAAGCGUACUAUUUUUCUACCACUGUAUAAGGUCACAGAUAAUAUGUUCUGCGCUGGAUAUGAAAGAGGAGGGAGAGAUGCCUGCUUGGGAGAUUCUGGAGGCCCUCUUAUGUGUCAGGAAAGUGAUGGCAGGUGGACAUUGACAGGAGUUACGAGUAACGGAUACGGUUGUGCAAGAGCGAACCGUCCAGGUGUUUAUACUAAGGUAGUCAACUACCUACCCUGGGUUAGAGAGACACUACUCAUCAUCGAUGAGAUAUCUUCCCCUCCUGUUUGCCAUGGUCAUAGAUGUCCGCUUGGCGAAUGCCUUCCACCUGCGAGACUAUGCAAUGGCUACAUUGAAUGUCGUGACAGCAGUGAUGAAUCUGGGUGUUGGUAGCCCAGACUUUAUCGUAUUUAUCAUUUAUUUAUUGACCUAGAGGUUUUAAGUAUAUUGUUCUGUGAUCUUCUUAAAAGAAAAGUGUUUUAUUUUUCUUCUUUUUUGUUUUGAAGCUUUGUUUUUGCGAUUUGGACAGGGACAGGAACACCUGUCCAACUUGCAACUUUGCUUCAUUUUAUACGAUAACGGUACUUUUCCUGUUUAUCGCAAUUUUGUACAUUUUAGUUUUUUAUUUAUCAUCA
This is a messenger RNA of Cimex lectularius (bed bug), 4275 nucleotides long. RefSeq names its product serine protease nudel-like. The record is from RefSeq and is a predicted model, not a curated record. Gene Ontology annotation, biological process: proteolysis. NCBI's taxonomy places the organism in Eukaryota, Metazoa, Arthropoda, Insecta, Hemiptera, Cimicidae. Gene Ontology annotation, molecular function: serine-type endopeptidase activity; protein binding. Gene Ontology annotation, cellular component: membrane. The coding region runs from base 35 to 4033 and encodes 1332 amino acids. The transcript is spliced from 14 exons.